CGCUCACACAGUCAUACUUACCUCGCAACUGACCUUGUCAAAGUUGUUGCUGCCUACAUAUGCCCUGUUAAACCUUUUUGAUUUGCGAGGACGUUGGGCGUCCCUUUACACCCAACAUCGUCCGGAGCUUACCAGACGGACCAUGGCAGAAGACGGCUCGCACCUUCCAGACAUUGCCGUCUCCCGCGCUUCAUCUGAAUCCAGAGCAAGCAGCAGACGAAGCUUGAGGAUUCCCAUCCGUGGGAGGACGCCUCCGCCGCCUGUUGUGACAACUGCCAACGGCCAGCCGAAUGGUGCAUUCUGGCGCUUCAACAAGAAGACAGAAAGUUGGAAGCAUCGCACAUCCAGUCCAGACUUGGGAUGGCGGAUCAAGUGGACCCACGAUUGCUUCCACAAUGGACGUGUCUUGAUCAUCGAUUACAUCAGCAGUCUCGGGUCACAGAGCCUGAGCCCCACUGGGAAGCAUCAUGUAGCAGUGGCCGCCCAGGAAAUUCAAGAUCUGCGAGGUCUGCAAGGCUUCUAUGCCGACCAAGCCAGUGCGCAUAGCGUUGCCUUACGAGUCAUUCACGUCCAGAAUGCGAAAUGGGCGACCAACUUUCUCCUGGAGAAGUUCAACAUAGAUCACCCAGAUCCGAUAGUAGGGAUGCGGAGCUUUACGGAUUGGGCACGCUUCGAAAAGCCACGCCAACGUAACGGCAAACCCUUCCCAAACGGUCGUGCCUUUCGCGAGCAGACGGACCCAUGGCGGAACGUGUCACGAACAGCGUUUGGACUUGACUAUCUAAAGGUCUUUCCGACACCGCCUCCUACGAAGCGAAGACGGCGGAGAGCGGACCUUCGCCCUGCUGAGGCUCGGAUGAUGCAUCUGAACUCCUACGAGGACGGUAACAAUCCCGACGGAUCCGAUGUCUCGGUACAGCGUCUGUCUGUCUAUGUACAGCGCUCGCUGGGCGCCCCUGCUCGUGUCAGUCCAGACAUCGCAAUGAAGAAUCCAUAUGCUAAGACUAGCCCGGCGACUCCGGCAGAAGACAAGGUAGACCCUCACAAGGUGAACGUGGAAAGCCUGGACAAUACCAACACGGUGAUUGUGUUCGAGACUUCUGCUUCGCUGCAGCUGGACGAUUGCCUGAUCCAGCCACGCAACGAUUUUGAGAAGCGCUGGCGACGCUUGUCUUUUUACCUCCGGCGCGAAGAGGUCAUGAAUGAUGCUCGGCUCGCCGCUGAAUGUACCAAUAUGAUUUUGACCGACAUCUUCCGUGGCCUUGCUGGCGUAUGGACGGAAUUUCUUGAAGCCGGCGAGGAGCAUACUACCAUCCUCGAGGACAAGAUCUACGAGCGACCCGCGGACGAAAGCCGAGCUCCCGAGCUCUGGACUAACCAGGCCGCUUGGAUGAAAGUUGAGAAGUUGAUCUCGCUUCAUCAGGACCUGGUGAGGGAGGUGCAGAACAACCUGAAAGAGCUGGCUGAGCUGGACGAGCAGGAGCUACCAGUCCCAGAGCCCGACUGGCUCGCUGGAAUACCUGAUGAGUUUGGGAAGAUCAGUCAUACGGUGCAAGAGGACCUUGUGCAGCCUACUGCAAACCUGUCUGAUCUGAUGUACAAGUCGGUCGGCAUUCGCGACUCACGACAGUCGUUACAGCUUGGCCUUAGCAUGUGGCGGCUGAGUUGGAUUUCGUUCAUCUUCCUACCUUUGACAUUCAUGGUGAGCUUCUUUGCGUUGCCCAUCUCCUGGUUCCAUGACGGAAUGUCACCGGCCUGGUGGUUCGUGUCUGCUAUCAUUAUGAUGGCUCUUGUAUUGGUGCUCUGGUAUAUGGUCAAGCAUGCAUUGCAACGUGGCAGACGGACGCCCUAUCAGCGCGGGGUGUAUGAACGACUGUUCGGUGAGCUAGAGGACGAGUACCCCUCCGCCUGGACCCGUUUGGGAGCCGAUAAUGACUUCCAGCCGGUCGGCACCAUCAAUAAAUUGAAGUGGCGGCUGCUGAAACACUGGUUCGUGCCCGAGAAAACUGUCCAUAAGAAGUUGUACAGCUCCUUGAUUGCGGACGGCGAUGAUGCCGAUUUGGGUCUUCUGGAUCGCUUCAAGCGCUCGUUACUCAUACGAUGGCUGCCUCAUGUACUGGGUGAACACCGUCCGAGCGAUCCCUUUGACGGUGAGACAGGAGGCCGACGCCUUUCACUGCAUUCAGUUCACAGCGGCGAGCCGUCAGCGAUGCUUGAGCUGGCCAAGAUGUCGACCUCGGUCGCUAUGGCGGAAGCCGAGCCGGCUGCUGCCCGACACCUUUCUACCUAUGGCUUACAUCCGCUAGGCAUCUCUGAGCGGAGGAGUAGUGGUGGGACACCGAGACGUAGCAGCGAGGAGAGGCCGGGUAGUCGUGGAAGCAGCGGGGUUAUGAUUGAAGAGCGCAACUUGAGUGACUCUGAAAGCGACACUGGAGAGGGCGCUGGUGAACACUUUGGUAGCACUGGCACUGGCGUGAUGCAGGGUGCACGUUGAGAACGGCCGAAUGUGGGCUCCUUUGUUUCUUGCACCUGACUCGCGCUGUUAUAUUCGUUGCGCUCACCGAGCAUGUCGAUGGUUUCUCUUCAAGGGUUCGCACACUUUUGGUGAGGCACUCUUUCGGGUGACCUUCUAUCGGCAUCUUAA
Baudoinia panamericana UAMH 10762 is the source of this 2644-nucleotide messenger RNA. RefSeq lists its product as uncharacterized. The transcript has 2 exons. Gene Ontology annotation, cellular component: membrane. Gene Ontology annotation, biological process: transmembrane transport; metal ion transport. The record is from RefSeq and is a predicted model, not a curated record. Lineage: Eukaryota; Fungi; Ascomycota; Dothideomycetes; Mycosphaerellales; Teratosphaeriaceae. Gene Ontology annotation, molecular function: metal ion transmembrane transporter activity. Bases 143 to 2494 code for a protein of 783 amino acids.